GGAAGGGACUCAGUGAGGGAGGGGUUUCAUUUCGUUGUCUUACGUUUCGUCCGCCGUCUCCACCUCCAACCGCGGCGGCCGUCAGUUCGUGCCUCGUCGGCCGGCGUCCGCCAUCCGCCAGGGGAAUUCCGGUGCUCCCUUCCCUACCACGCCCCCUCCUCCCGGCUGAUCGUGAUCUCCCCGGGUUCCUGGCCGGUUUCUCUGAUCCUCCUCCGCCGCGGGCGGUCAUCACGCGGCCCCCGCCGUCGAGCGGAGCCCAUCCGGAUCGAUUCCUGGGGCCCUGGAGUGUGAUGAGGCCAUGGAUAUCGGGUCACACAGCAGCCAUCUGAUCGCGCCGCCGUCCCUCUACCUCGCCGCCAUGGCCGAUCACCGCGACCCGGCUUUCCCCGCGGUAGGCGGCUGCCGCCUGCCGAAGACGGCGUCGGUGAGCGUCACGGAGUCCGUCACCGCGGUCCACGACUUCAGGGUGACGGGGUACUCGCUGAUCGAGGGGCUGGGCAUCGGCAGGUACGUCAGCUCCUCCGUCUUCACCGUCGGCGGCGUCGAGUGGGCCGUCAGGUUCUACCCGGACGGCUCCACCGUCACCUGCCUCGGGAACGCGUCGGCUUUCCUCUACUACUGCGGCCGGGAGAAGGAGGUCAGGGCCAGGUUCACCCUGAAUCUGCUCGGCAAGGACGGGAAACUGUCGCAGGUCACCAACGCCUACAUGAAGCACACCUUCUCUCCGGCGAGUGACAAUUGGGGAUUCAUCAAAUUCGCCGAGAAAUCGAAGCUGCAAAGCUCGCCGUUCCUCCACAACGACUGCUUGACGAUCAGGUGCUUGCUGACCGUCAUCAGUGAAUCUCACACCAAGGAUGUUGAGGUGAAUUCCGUUGUGGUACCACCUUCCACCCUGCACGUCGAUUUUGAGAACUUGCUCAACGAUGGUGAAGGAUCAGAUGUGACAUUCAGCGUGUGUGGACAGUUGUUCCGUGCUCACAGAUGUGUUCUUGCCGUCCGAUCUCCAGUGUUCAAGGCAGAGCUUUUUGGUCCAAUGAAGGAAAAUGGCACACAAUGUAUCAAGAUCGAUGAUAUGGAGCCUGAGGUUUUUGAGGCUCUCCUUCACUUCAUCUACACAGAUAAGCUGCCAGAUAGCUGCAGAGAUGGCAAAACUGCAACAAUGCAGCACUUGCUGGUUGCCGCGGAUCGGUACGGAGUGGACAGGCUAAGGUUGAUUUGUGAGAGGCGGCUUAGUGAAACCAUUGGUGUGGAAACAGUGGGAACCACUCUUGUUUUAGCAGAGCAACAUCACUGUUCGCAGCUGCGACAGGCUUGCAUUGGGUUUGUGGCAUCUCCAAACAUGCUUGGGCCAGUCAUCGAAAGUGAUGGAUUUAAGCAUCUCAUGGAGAGCUGCCCAUUGCUUAUGAAGGAGAUUUUGAGCAAGGUUUCACAUAUUUGGAUUGACAGGUCUUGCUGAUGAGUUGAUUAAUCUAGUACUUUUGUAGUAAGUAGUACAUCUCUCUAUGUGACUUCCUCUUAAGUUGUGUGAUCGUUCCAGUGCCCAAUGUAUCCAUGUAUGAACAGUAAAAAACUUGGUAUGUAAUUGGAUGACUUGUUAGCACCAGGGUGUGAGUUUUGCGCAUUCUUCCAUUUUCAUCUUUUCCAAAAUAUUGGUUUUACUCCAUACUCACAUGCU
This is a messenger RNA of Oryza brachyantha (malo sina), 1675 nucleotides long. Its product is annotated as BTB/POZ and MATH domain-containing protein 2-like. Gene Ontology annotation, biological process: protein ubiquitination. Lineage: Eukaryota; Viridiplantae; Streptophyta; Magnoliopsida; Poales; Poaceae. The transcript has a single exon. Gene Ontology annotation, molecular function: protein binding. The record is from RefSeq and is a predicted model, not a curated record. The coding region runs from base 299 to 1456 and encodes 385 amino acids.